Seriola aureovittata is the source of this 411-nucleotide messenger RNA. Its product is annotated as interferon alpha-inducible protein 27-like protein 2B. NCBI's taxonomy places the organism in Eukaryota, Metazoa, Chordata, Actinopteri, Carangiformes, Carangidae. Gene Ontology annotation, biological process: apoptotic signaling pathway. The record is from RefSeq and is a predicted model, not a curated record. Gene Ontology annotation, cellular component: mitochondrion; membrane. Bases 1 to 411 code for a protein of 136 amino acids. The transcript has 7 exons.
AUGGGCAUAUCUGCCGCCAUUGAGCCAGGAGCAGGGACGACUACCACCGUGGUAGGAGGAGUGGGUGCUGUGGCCCUGGCCCCUGUAGUCCUGGGGGCCGUAGGUUUCACCUCAGCUGGAAUAGCAGCUGGGUCCUUCGCUGCAUCCAUGAUGUCGUCUGCUGCUAUUGCUAACGGAGGUGGAAUUGCAGCAGGAAGUCUGGUGGCUGUUUUACAAUCAGCAGUGACCUACAUGGCCGUUGCUGCUGGAGCAGGCGGCGCAGUGAUCUCUGCUCCUAUUGUUCUGGGAGCCGUAGGUUUUACCUCAGCUGGAAUAGCAGCUGGGUCCUACGCUGCAACCAUGAUGUCGUCUGCUGCUAUUGCAAAUGGAGGUGGAGUGGCAGCAGGAAUCACAACAGAGUCGCGUGGAUAA